AUGUCUGGCCCCGGCGAUGGAUAUAAUGACAGCCACCGCGCAUUCCUGCAGGCGUUCAUGUCGCGGUCUACGAUGACGCUGGAAGAGGCGAAACCUGUCCUCGCUGCCAUAUUUACUGUGAGCGAAGGAAGGGAAGUCUUGCCUGGAGACAUCACGCAGACCGACCUGAACACCUACAUUGCUGCAACCAACACGGCCAUAUCAGCGUUUGACCUCGAAAUACGCAGCACUGCCCAUCAAACCCAGCAGACCCGGGUGUAUGCCCUCAUAAACACCACUAGUGAUCCACUGAUGCAACUCGCCACGACAUAUACCGCGGACGAGAUCGCCUAUGUCAAGCGAUUGCUCAACGCCAUGUUCGAAUCGAACAAUACUUCCCGCUGUGAAGCAAUGGUCGUUUCUUCUAUCGAAGCCGUCAGACUUGCUCGCACAGUAACCAGCUCCAACGCCAACCGCAGACAGUCGGAGGCAACCUCGCAAGGUGGUGUAGCGCAACCGUUGAGCAUGAAGGAUGCCGAAGACAUGCUGAGACGGCUGGUAGCCGAAGGCUGGCUGGAGAGGAGUCGCCAGUCGUACUAUAGCCUCAGCCCCCGAGCACUAAUGGAAUUGCGCGGGUGGCUGGUUGAAACUUACAAUGAUGAAGACGACAUUAAUGAAGGCACACCCAGAAACGAUAAGAUUAAGAUGUGUUUUGCAUGCAAGGAAAUUAUCACUGUGGGUCAACGAUGCCCGAACCGUCAAUGUUCCGGCCGCUUGCACCAAAACUGCAUCCGCAACUUCUUCCGGCUGCAACAAGCUGAAGUUUGUCCCGUUUGUAAGACCAGCUGGACCGGCGACUGUUUUGUUGGCGAGCGCGCAAUCACGUCGCAGCAGCCUCAGGGGAGGUCACGGCCUUCGGCUGCCCGAGCUGCUGAGGAUGAAGAUUGA
This is a messenger RNA of Microsporum canis CBS 113480, 927 nucleotides long. RefSeq lists its product as hypothetical. Bases 1 to 927 code for a protein of 308 amino acids. The record is from RefSeq and is a predicted model, not a curated record. Lineage: Eukaryota; Fungi; Ascomycota; Eurotiomycetes; Onygenales; Arthrodermataceae. Gene Ontology annotation, molecular function: ubiquitin-protein transferase activity. Gene Ontology annotation, cellular component: nucleus; Smc5-Smc6 complex. The transcript is spliced from 3 exons. Gene Ontology annotation, biological process: DNA damage tolerance; double-strand break repair via homologous recombination.